AUGACUAUCUUACAAGCCCAGUCCGCAUUGUUGGAAAGUCUCCCAGAAAAAAAGACGAACGACUGGCGCGACGAUUUCCACGCGAAUGGCUACGUCGUAAUCAAAGGCGCGAUUUCGGAGGACCGCGCAAAGGCCUACCAACAGGAAGCCUUCAGCUGGCUCAAAUCCUUUGGCACAGAGCUUGAUAUCAACAAUCCCGACACAUGGAGAAAGGAAAACCUACCGAUCCAAUCGAAGAUCAACUCCUUUCCGAACUAUGCAGUGAUGCACGAGAAGUUCUUCUGGGAAGCACGACAAGAGCCCGGAGUGCUCGAGGCAUUUUCCAAGCUUUGGGGAACCGAUGAACUAUUGGUCAGCUUUGAUAGUCUGAAUAUUACAUUCCCCAACCGCAAAGAUAUUCCGCCACCGGCUGCCUGGCAGCAUGUUGACCAAAGUCCUUUCCGAAAGGGCCUGCACUGUGCCCAGGGGAUUAUCAAUCUCUCUCACGCCGGCCCUGAAGACGGGGGAUUGAUUGUUUACCCUGGAUCUCAUAAACUGUUUGAACGAUUCUUCGAAACCCAAACUGACAAAGACACCUGGAGUAAGAAAGAUUUAUACUUGUUCAAUGAUGCCCAGUUGGACUGGUAUGGCAUCCAGCCUUACAAGGUCUGCGCUGAGCCGGGCGAUCUCAUAUUGUGGGAUAGUCGUCUCAUCCACUAUGGAGCCGAACCGACGGAGAAGAGUGAUGUGAUUCGCACUGUUAUCUAUGCGUCUUAUACGCCGGCUAGCUUUGCUUCCAAGGAAGCCCUGGCCACGAAGGCGGAGAUUUUCAAGCAGUGGGGUGGGACCACUCACUGGCCGCAUGACAAUAUUGUACCUAGAGAAAAAAGGGCUUUUAGAGAGGAUGGUACUCCGGAUCCUAGGAACCGUGAGGAGCCGUUGAACAAGCCUGAGUUGACUGACCAGUUGCUGAAGUUGGCUGGCGUAAUGCCCUAUUGA
This is a messenger RNA of Penicillium nucicola, 978 nucleotides long. Its product is annotated as phytanoyl-CoA dioxygenase family protein. Lineage: Eukaryota; Fungi; Ascomycota; Eurotiomycetes; Eurotiales; Aspergillaceae. The coding region runs from base 1 to 978 and encodes 325 amino acids. The transcript has 2 exons. The record is from RefSeq and is a predicted model, not a curated record.